Closterium sp. Naga37s-1 is the source of this 5799-nucleotide messenger RNA. NCBI's taxonomy places the organism in Eukaryota, Viridiplantae, Streptophyta, Zygnematophyceae, Desmidiales, Closteriaceae. The record is from the annotation of a GenBank genome assembly.
AUGACCGUGCCUAAUUUUAGUAACCCUGCUAUUUCUAGCACCAGCACCAGUGCGUUCUCUAGUGCGGGCAGCAGGGCGAGAGCUGCUGCGAGUUCGGAUGCUGAGUCUGCGAGACUCGUGCGUCCACUGGGGGGAAGGAGGACAGAUGAACAGCUUCACCUUGCUCCCGCCUCUGCUACCGGCAAAUCUGCGACCCCGUCGGCUUCGGCUGCUUCGUCCUCUCUCGCGGCGGCUGCUGCGGCGGCCAUUGCGGAGUACAACGCGCUCGUGGAGCAGAGCGUCGCAGCAGCACCUGACAAAACACCUGAAGAAACGCCUGAGGAAACGCCUGAGGAAACACCUGGAGAGGCAAGGGCGCCCGUGCCUGCGUGCACGACGCACGACGGCGCAACAGGGCCAAUUCGUCCGCAUGUGCCCCUACCCCAGAAGGUACUAGCACGAACGGUGUCAGACCCUGGGGGUGGUACCCCUGCCAAAACACAGCAAGCCACUGAAACGGCUGUAGCGGCAGGUGGUGAGGGUGAGGGAGGCACGCGUAAUGAGGAAGGUGGGCAGGGUGGGAGUAAUGGUGGUGGUGGUGGUAACAGUGGUGGUGGGGGUCGCGGUAGUGGUAAUGGUGGGGCGCUGCUGAAGUGGCUGUCGUGGGGUAAGGCGAAGUUAGGCGGAAAGGGAAACUCUAAGCGGCGCAAGGGGAGGGAGGAGCAGCAAGGCAGCAGCGACGAAGCGAAGGGGCGGGCUGCGGAGGAGAUUAAUGGGCGGGAUCGUGGUAGUGAGGCGAGGGGCGGCGGCGGCGGCGGCGGCGGCGGCGGUGGUGGCGAUGCACGGGGAGGGGGGGGUGGAUGGGUAGGUUCUGGUAGUGGUGCUGUCGUCGUUGGUGGUGGUGGCGGUGGUGGUGGCGGUGGUGGUGGUACUGGUGAUGUUGGUGGUGCUGGUGAUGAUUCCUUCUCUGCCGCGAACUCUGCUUCAAGAGCUACUUUGGACACGUGGCUGCACGAGACCGAGGUGCAUGAGGAUGGGAAUGACGUGGAGGAUGCUGACGUGGAAGGAUUAGGUGAUGAUGAGGUGGAACAGAGGGUUGCUGAAUGGAGGGUUGUGCUGGUUGGGGAGGAGGAGGAGGAGGUGGAGAAGGAGAAAAAGGAAGGGGAGGAGAAAGGGAAGGAAGAGAGGGAGGAUGAUGAGAAAGAGGAGAAAGGGGAGGGAGAAGAAAUAGGGGAGGAGGAGGAGGAGGAGGAGGAGGAGGAGGAGGAGGAGGAGGAGGAGGAGGAGGAGGAGGAGGAGGAGGAGGAGGAGGAGGAGGAGGAGGAGGAGGAUGGGCAUGAAACGGAGAUGGAGGAUACCACCACCAGGGGUGCAGUCACGGAUAAAGCGGGUGAAAGGUGUUACUCUGCCGGCCAAGGUGAAGGGGGAGAUGGGGAGAAGGAAGGAGGAGAGAGCGCGAGAGAGAGGGAAGAGGAGGAGGUGGAGGGGAAGGGGGAGAGGAAAGCGGAUGGGAGAGGGGUAGAUGAGGGGGAGGAGGAGAGUGAGGGAGGGCAGAGAAGUGAUGUGGUGGGAAUGGGUUCAGAAGGGUUUCACUUUGACGUGACUUGCAAUCAGGCAGAGGAGGACGACGAGGGGAGCGUUGACGGUGUAACUGCCAGGACUGCUGGAAACGCCUUUGAAUCCAAGGCUCUACCAACCAGAGGCUUGAUUGGAGAGGAGGAGGGCGAGAAGGGAGAGGAGGAGAAAGAGGAGGAGGAAGAGGAGGAGGAAGAGGAGGAGGAGUUGAGGGAGAGGCAGCAGCAGGAGUGGCAGCGGCAGUGGCAGCUGCAGCAGCGGCGGAUAGGCUUAGUGGUGUCAGGCGGAGAGGAUACAGAAGGGGGUGAUAUUAACGGGGGGAGUGGCAACAGAGGGGGAGGCAGCAGAGGCAAAGGGCAGGGAGAUACUGCAAAGGGAACAAGACAAUCGGCACCCUCAUCCCCAGCACGAGACGACUCGUGCGUGUCGUUUGCGCAGUGGGUGCAUCUGCGCGGUUCCCCCUCCCGCGGUUCCCCCUCCCGCGCGUCCUCCGCCGCGCACAGCCCCGCGCCUGGGCUCCCCAUGCGCGCGUCCGCCGCUGGCGCACGCGCAGCAGCUGCUGCUGCAGCCGCGCGCGCAGCAGGCGCUGGCGCGUCUGGCAGGGGAGUGGGCGGAAACGGGGGGCGGAAUCGCGCAGGAGGAGCUACAGGAAGCGAUUCUAUUGGUUGGGAGAGCAGAGGAGGAGGGAGCGUGGGGGGAAGUGAGGAGGAAGGGAGUGUGUUUUUCGAGUCGACUCCAAGAUCAGCUCUUUUCUCGGAGAAUCAGGAGGAGGGGGUGGGGAAGGAGGGAGAAGAGGAGGCAACGAGCCUGCCUGUUGCAGCAGCAGUAGAGGGAACCUCACCACCACGAGCAGUUGCAGCAGCAGCAUCAACAGGAGAAUCCUCGGCUGCUGCAGCAGCGGCAGCAGUUGCAGCAGCAGCAGCAGCAACAGCCCCAGCAGCAGGAGAAUCCUCAGCUGCAGCAGCAGCAGCAGCAGCAGCAGCGGGGACGGCAGCAGCAGGAGGAGCAGCAGCAGCAUCGGUGCUGCUGGCGGCACUGAAGCAGACGGCAGCAGAGGAGCAGCGGAAGGGCACGGGUGUGAGCAGCAGCGUCUCGUUCCUCCCCCUCCGCGCCUCCUCCCCACUUGCGAGACCCAAGCAAUCCCAGGUGCAGGCGCAGACACAAACGCGGAUCCAGGCGGAAUCAGAGGUUGAAAAGCUUAGUACGGUGGUAACCAGCAACCAGAGGGAUUUUGGUAACGGUAACCAGAUUAGUGGUGGUAACCAGGGUAGUUGUGCUAAUCCGUUUGCUGAAAUGCCCUCCGUCCCCUCUACAAGCACCAACCCGUUCCUGUGCAGCAGCGACUCGUUUGGAGACGAGCCGGGCAAGGGCAGCAGUGGGGGAUACGGUGCUGGCUGCUUUGGCGAAGUGGGAAGCGAAGUUGCUGGUUACCCUGUUAUGCUACCUCACAUUGACACUCCUGGAAUCGUCAACACGAAUCCGUUCGCAGCAGCAGCUGCAGCAGAGGCCGAGGAGGAGCAUACGUGGCAGGCGCAACUGGGGCAGGUGCUACCUGGGCAGGUGGUAUCUGGGCAGGUCGUAUCUGGGCACGUCAUAUCUGGGCAGGUCGUAUCUGGGCAGGUCGUCUCUGGGCAGGUUUCGGGUGCUAGUGCAAACGUCAGCAGCAAGACUCUACCACCGUCCCUCUGGCCUGCAUACCCUGCGUCCCCAUCCUCCCCCUCUCCUGUGUCCCGCCCUUCCCAGUCCCCUCCCCCUGUCCCUUCCGCCGCCCCUUCCCCUGCCCCUGCCCCUGCCCCUGCCCCUACAGUUGCCCCUACUCCUGCCCCUCCUUCUGCCCCUGCCCUGGCCUUUGUCCCUGCCCCUCCUCCUGCCCCUUGCCCUGCUCCUGCCACUUCCCCCGCCCUCUCCUGUGCUACUGUCACUGCUCCCACUUCUAUUGGCGCUUCCUCUAUAGUCACAAUCGCAGUUUCAGCCGAUCCUAAGUUUCCUGCAGUUGCAGGUGUGGAGAGCGGUGCAGGGAAAGACGAGAGCACUUCAGAGUCGACUCACAGGGAAGGAGAGAGCAGGGCGACGAGUGAGGGGCAGCAGGGGACGGGCAGUGCAAGGGAAGACGAAAGGACUUUGGAGACGACUCAAACGGAAGGAGAGGGCAGGGCGAUGAAUGAGGGGCAGCAGGGGCCGGGCAGUGCAGGGAAGAAGCGAGUGCGGUUCAGAGCGGUGGGUGCAGAGGGGGAUGAGCCAGAGGAGGGUGGAAACCAAGCAAGGGAAGACGAUAAGGCCAUGGGAGGUUCGCCCAGUGGUAACCAGACAGGGGCAUGUAACCAGACGAAAGGUGGUAACCAUCAGAGGGCAGGUUCGCCUGGGCGGGUGGGGACUGCACCCCUGGGUCUAUCGCAGCACAUAUGCUGGGUGCCCGCUUCUAAAACUGCUGAUGCAGAUCGUGAGUCACCAGACCAGUCACUGGACCAGACACCGAACCAGACACCGAACCAGACGCCGGUCUUGGGUCAACGAGUUGGUCCGGAGCAGGGGCGUCCUGAUGCUGCUGCGGUGGGUGCCGUGGCCGGGCAGGUUGCUGGUCGUCAAGAGAAGGAAGGGGAGGGAGGGACGGCGGAUGGAGAGGUGAGAAAUGCCUUCAGCCCAAGUGGCAAUAGCAGCAGCGGCGGUGGCGGUGGCGGCGAUGGCAGCAGAAGGAGUGACAGCAGUGGGGUUCCGAAGCUGCUAGUGCCAUGCCCCCCUGUCACCCCUCGAAACAGCUCUCCCCGGAACAAGUCGGCGGGAGGGGCGGCAGCGGGAGCAGCAGCACGGGUAGCAGCAAAGGCAGCUAUGGCUGCUAGGGGUAUCACUGGUGGUACUGCAGUCAAGAGCGGUACCAGCUGUGUUUCAGUCGAAAGCAGUGGUGGGAAGGAGGAGGCAAGAGGAGGGAAGGGCGAUGGUGGUGGUGGUGGUGGGAGUUUGGAAAGAAGCAACAGCAGCAACAGCAAGGGCAGCAGUAGAGGUGGUAACCCUGUUACUGAGGCGAAUCAGGGCGCGUUUGGAGCUGCGAAUCUCGCUAAGGGAGGAAAUGACAAAGAGAGUGUUGUUGGCGAGGGGAGGGUUUUUUGGGAGGGGAGUGUGGUGGAGAAAGAAGAGAGAGUGGAUGUGGUGUGUGAAAGGGUGGGAGGAGCGGAGGGAGGAAAAUGGAAGGAUGAGGUAGGGGGUGGAGGAAAUAUGGAAAUAGUACCAACCGGGCCUGGAGAGAGAGUGGUGAAAAGUGGGGUGGUUAAGGUGGAGGAGGGAAAAUCGAAGGGGAAUUUACCCCGAACGCCAUCCCCCCCUGCAGGGCCAAAGCCCAGUUCGUGUGGUGGGAGAGGAGGGAGAGGUGGUGCAGUAACCGGUGCCGGAGCAAGAGCAGGAGCAGGAGGAGGAGCAGUGGGAGCCGGAGCAGGAGGAGGAGCAGGAGGAGGAGCAGGAGAAGCAGGGGGGCGGAGUGGGCGGCGAGGGAAAGAGAACAGUGGAGAAGCUACUAUGGGCCAAGAAGAGGAUUCCAGGCCUGGAGAUGGGCUUGGGGAAGAGGACGUGUCUUACAGUGGGAGUGAACUAGAGGGAGGAAGUGCAUCAGAGGGAGGGAGUCCUCUAAAGGGAGGGAUAGCAUUAGGAGGAGCAGUAGAAGGAGGGAGCUCGCCAGGAGGAGGAAGGCCCCGUGUUCCUUCCCCUCCCACUGGUCCCCGCCCGAAAUCCCCCCUGGGGCAGCUCAACGCACGGAGGAAAGUGGCUCGCUCGCUCACAGUCGCACUCAAUAAGAGCAUGUCUCUCCCAUCGCCCAAGGAGAGUGGCGGCGCCUCUGGUGGUUCUCCUGGCAGGCGGGCUUUGUCCCCUGCUGCGGGUAAGCGGGCGGCAUCGUCUGUCUCUGUCUGCUCUGCCAACUCCAUUGGCUCGAUUGUGUCUCCUCGCCCCUCCUCAGCUGCAGCUGCUGCUAGUGCUUCUACUGGUGCUACUGAUGCUGCAAGGAAGGCUGAGAGCGAAGGUGCAUUCACGUACAGUAUGGUUGACGAUGGUCUGGUUACCAGCAGCAGCAUCCGAAGCAGCGCAACCACUGCCAGCACAUGCACGACUAGGAAGAGGACUGCCGUGGCUGUGGGAGAGGAUUAUGCUGAUGGUGCCUGUGGAGGUGUGAGGGAUGGUAGCAGCGUGGUGAGUCCAGAGAAAGACAUGGAUGGAAGCAGGGCGGGCAUCAGUGAUGGUAGAGGCGAUAUCCAGAUGUGA